AUGAGCAACUAGAAGAUGGAUACUACAUGGAGCAGCACAUUGUGAAAUUUCACAAAGAUCAAUUUAAAAAUAAAAUAGAAAACAAAAUUGUGCGAUUAAGGAACUAUUCUGAUAGCGGUUUAACAGCUCCUGUGGAAGUAGUGCCAUCGAGUUACAGUUCUUCAGCCGAACAUAAGCAUGUACAUUCGUCCACUGGGAAGGCCCAUCAGAAGCGCACAGCAUGUCAAGAAGAAAAUCUGCACCACCAGUGUAAUGAGUGCGGCAAGACUUUCAGAGAUCUGGGCCUCCUUCAGAGACAUCUGAUUGUCCACAAACAGCUACUAGGGCAGAUAAGUUUUGUGGAGUCUGGCGAUAGCGUGGACAAGUCGGUGGAUUUAUUCCAGUAUUUUCGUUGGCGGAGACGCUUCCGCUGUGACGAGUGCGGGAAAAGUUUCAGAUAUGCAUCAACGCUGGAGAAGCACCGCUUGUUUCAUGAAGGGAAGUUGCCUUACCAAUGCGGCGACUGUGGGAGGAAUUUCAAGGAACUGCCCCAUUUGAAAAUGCACCAGAAGAUUCACCAGGGAGUUCCCCCUUCUUUCUGCUGCCUGGACUGUGGAAAAGUGUUCAAAAAUGCAAAACAUCUUCGCCGCCACAAGCGAAUCCAUACUGGAGACAUGCCGUACCACUGCUCAGAGUGCGACAAGAAGUUUCGAGACUCUGAACGCUUGCGGAGACAUCAGCGAAUCCACACUGGGGAGAUGCCCUAUCCCUGUGAUGAGUGCGACAAGCGCUUCAGGUUCUCUGGGGACCUGCGGAAACACCAACGUAUUCACACCGGGGUGAUGCCUUACCAGUGUACGGUAUGCGGGAAGCAUUUCAGGGAAUCCAGCACCCUUAAAAAACACGAGUUAAUUCACAGCGGGAAAGCUCCUUUUAAUUGCAGUGACUGCGGGAAGAGGUUUAACCAGGUAGGGAACCUCAAGAGACAUCAGCAGAUCCACACUGGCAUGGCUCCUUAUAAAUGCACGGAAUGUGACAAAUGUUUCAAUCAUGUGGAUAACCUGAAACGGCAUAUACAGGUUCACAUGGUGGACAGUCUGUACCACUGCGACGAGUGCAACAGCAGUUUCCGGAGUGCUGCCUGUUUAAAAAAGCACCAGCAGGUUCACCGUCGGGUCAAUUCUCUUUAUAUGUGCGGUGACUGUGAGAAGACCUUUAAACACGCUAGUGAUUUUAAGAAACAUCAACGGAUUCACACGGGUGAGAUGCCUUACCUGUGCACAACGUGCAACAAGAGUUUCAACCAUUUGGGAAACCUCAAAAAGCACCUCCUCAUUCAUUCUGGCGAGAUGCCUUUCGAAUGUCCUGACUGUGGUAAACGUUUUAAUCAGCUGGGCAACAUGAAGAAGCACCGAAACAUUCACCUUAAAAAGCAAACCUAA
Messenger RNA from Polypterus senegalus (gray bichir), 1421 nucleotides. RefSeq names its product zinc finger protein 501-like. Gene Ontology annotation, molecular function: DNA-binding transcription factor activity, RNA polymerase II-specific; RNA polymerase II cis-regulatory region sequence-specific DNA binding. The record is from RefSeq and is a predicted model, not a curated record. NCBI's taxonomy places the organism in Eukaryota, Metazoa, Chordata, Cladistia, Polypteriformes, Polypteridae. Gene Ontology annotation, biological process: regulation of transcription by RNA polymerase II. The transcript has a single exon. The annotation marks the transcript as partial.